Messenger RNA from Schistosoma bovis, 4882 nucleotides. The record is from the annotation of a GenBank genome assembly. NCBI's taxonomy places the organism in Eukaryota, Metazoa, Platyhelminthes, Trematoda, Strigeidida, Schistosomatidae.
ACUCUAUUGGGAGGCUCACAUCGGUCUUGUGUGGAUUCACUAUGAGGUGUCUCUCAAAACUUCUGGUUCCAAUUGGGAUUGAAGUUAUAAAGAUAGUUGUUUAUGCUUAUGAGUAUCUAACAUGGCCACUGUACUACUUAUUCAGCAAAACAUUGAGAUAUAUGCCGCUGCCCAACUCUCCUGUUGACAGCGACUGGACAUAUAAUGAAGAAGAAAGUCGGACUUUGGCACUUCCUGUACGUGAAGGUGAUCCCGGUUCGCCAUGGAGAGCAGUUGAAGCCCUCGAUGGUCUGACGAGUUCACUUCCUGGAUGUAAAGAUUUGGUUGAUGUUUGGCUCCGCACAGUUAAGCUGUGGCCCGAUUUGCCUGCGUUUGGAACAAGAGCUGUCCUACGCACGGACUACCGAUAACUUCUCCAGAUGAAGUAAUGAAGCCCAUAUGAGUGUUGAUAUACGUAGUGGACGGUUUUUGUUUACAUGACUCUUUGGUCGGUUAUUCAGUCGAAGAAGUAACUGAAAAAAACUUCUCCUUCAUUCCUACUGGAAUGAGUUUCGAAUUGCUGGGUGAUGGAUUAUACUAGUAAUUUCAGACUACCAACGCCAAGAAUACAAAGUGUCAUCAGAACGGAAGACAUAACUGCGUAACUUGUCACUCGAUAAACUGGUUUGUUACAUUAUUAUCCACUAAAGUUGGUUCCGGAGACAGUAUGAUCUGUUAAUUCUAAGUAACAUUUGUAAAGGCCGAAAAUAUUUCGGAUGGGUUAUUGAAGCAUGGACACAUUCACUGUGUGUCCCCGACGAUUUUGAGUUACAGCAUUAUUUGAUACGUUUUAUACUACUAUUUCAUUCCCUUUAGGACCCUACCAUUCAUUUUUAAACUACCAUCAUUUGUACUAUGGCUUACAAUUCUUUCCUAUUCAAGUUUUACCUUCAUUUUGCCAUGUUGAAGUUGUGUGGGGGAUCAGAUUACCAGCCUGCUAUUAACGUUACCCGUGAAAGUUCCCGGCAACUUGAUCACUCAGAAUCAGCCACUCAUCAAUGUACAGGUCCUCACUAGUCACACCUCGCUAAACUUUAUGUGUUUGGUGAAAUUGAACAGCAAGAUCCACAUUAUUCUCACCGUUCCAAGCUAGUUUUAUAUUUUUCUGUCUAAUUAAAUUGUUUUUGGAAUGUCCCCACAUAUUCAGUGAAAUAACAGUUUACAUCUGUUGACGAAUAUCUUGAUAUGAACCUUCUCAAGUACGUGCCACGAACGUUUGUCUGAUUAUUCCUUUCAUUGGUUUAAAAGCUGGAUGUUCUAUGUGUACUUCCAGUCAUCCAUGGUUGUAUAAGUGAAAUAAAAUGCCUGGUACGUGCUAGAAUUGUAUAUUCCAUCUAAGGAAAGGUCGUGAAGUGAUAUUGUUGCGAAACUAUCAUCUCGUUCCCAUAUUAAUGUAAACCAAGCAAUUCAUAUGAUGUUCAGGGAAUAUGGAUUCCUUAAACGCUUCUGUGUCAAGUAAUUCUCACUUCUAAGUCUUAGUGUGUUUUCGUUUUUUUGGUGAGUAUAGUGGUAAGUAGGUACUUCCCCAUAAGAAAUGAUUCAUGUAUUGUGUUUAUUAUAUAUUCUUAUUUCGUAUGAUUUUGUUCUACACUAGCUGAGUCCUGACGGACGACAAAUGAUUGAGCUCACUUUGGGUGAGUACUCUUGGGAGACAUUUUGGGACGCCGAACGUCGAGUAUCUCAUCUAGCAGCUGGUUUGUAUUCAAUGUUGGGGUCCGUUAAGGAACAUAAUCAGCCCAUUGCCCUAUUUAGUGAAACAAGAGCUGAGUGGAUGUUUGCUGCUCAGGCCUGCUUUCGUCUCAACCGACCUGUUGCUACUUUGUACGCUACUCUCGGGGACGAUGCAUUGGUACAUGGAUUUAAUGAAACUGAAGCUGUGGUCGUGUUCACAAGCGAUGAGCUCUUAUCAAAAGUAAUUAAAAUUGUUCAACGAUGUCCUUCGAUUCAACGUAUUAUCUACUUCACAAAUGGAGUUUUUAAUCGAGAACUUUAUACAGAAGUUGACAACCUCGCUGUUCCUUCUGAAAGUGCUACCGCUAGUGUUGCAGAAGCUCUGACAAAAUGUCCGUCAAAUUUACAUCUACACAAUAUAGUCGAAGUCGAACGUUUGGGAGCUGCAGUAAUCAUGAAAGAUAGAGAAAAGCGAAAAAUGGGUGGUUCCACACCAAUUACAGGGAAUAAUAAUCACUCAUCGAACGGUUAUGAGGGUUUAUGGAUGCCUCCUGCACCAGAACGUGCCAGUCCCUCGGAUUUAGCUGUGAUUAUGUACACAAGUGGAUCAACAGGUCAACCUAAAGGCGUUGAAAUGACCCAUGAAAAUUUAGUAAGUGCCAUAGCUGGUCAUCUACAACGUUUACCGAAACUUCGUAGUAAUUACGACAUAUAUGUCGGAUAUCUACCACUAGCUCAUGUUUUAGAGCUUACCUGUGAAUUAUCCUGUGUCAUUAUGGGUGUACGAAUUGGUUACUCGAAUCCACAGACAUUAACAGACACUUCAUCCCGUAUUAAACGAGAUCACUGCUUGGGUGAUGUCAGUCUUCUUCGACCAACUCUUUUUGCCAGUGUGCCUACUGUAUUAGAACGUAUUUCUAAGGCUGUUUGGGAAAAAGUAAACGCUGGCGGUGAAUUUCUUCAAGCUCUCUUCAAAUUUGCAUAUGCCUACAAAUGUCGACGAAUUCACGGUGGUUUUCCAAGUUUCCUUGUGGAUCGAUUGGUUUUCCGUAAGGUUAGAUCACUCAUGGGUGGGCGAAUUCGUUAUAUUGUUUGUGGUGGUGCACCGUUAUCAGAAGAUUCACAAUUAUUCACAAAUAUAUGCAUCGCACCUAUUAUACAAGGUUAUGGUCUUACUGAGUCAUGUUCUACUGGCACUUUGAUGGAAUGUGGGGAUCUGCGAUGUAAUCAUUCUGGAGCACCUGCUUCUACUCUACAAAUUCGUCUACGAGCAUGGCCUGAAGGUGGGUAUUCUCCCUAUGAUACACCGUCUCCACGUGGGGAGAUUCUUUUAUCUGGUAAACCGGUUUCUCGAGGCUAUUACAAACAGCCUGAAUUGACAGCUAGAGAUUUCAUAACCGAUCAAGACGGCACACGUUGGUUUUGUACUGGGGAUAUUGGUCUGAUGCAUACAGAUGGAAGUCUAUCAAUUAUUGACCGUAAAAAAGAUCUUGUUAAACUACAAGCUGGGGAAUAUGUUUCCCUUAGCAAAGUUGAAAUGGCUCUUGGUCAAUCAGUCUAUGUUGAACAAAUUUGUGUUUAUGUGGACCCGAUGCAAAAUUAUCCAAUCUGUUUCGUGUCGCCGAAAUUAAAAUCGCUUACUGACUUAGCAGAAUCUUUGAACUUAGUUCACUUACUUCAUGAAGCUCGUUCAAAGCUUCCUAUAGAAUCAAUGAAAGAUCCCAUUGCUAUCGAACAUGUAGAACGGGCUGUUCUCUGUAAACAUCCUCAAAUUAUACAAGCUGUAUUAAAAGAUUUACAACGAGUUGCUAGAGAAAAACGUUUAAGUACAUUUGAAAUACCACAAAAAGUUGCUUUAGAUACUAUAGCUUGGACACCAGACACUGGUCUUGUAACGGAUGCAUUAAAAUUAAAACGUUUCAACUUACAAACUCGUUUUCAACAUGAAAUUGAAGAACUUUAUCAGAAGGAUACACGAGCGUAAUUAUUAAAUUAAUAAUAAAUAUCCUUCACCAAAUGAAUUAUUGAAAUGUAUGCAGUACAUUCCGUCUUCAUCAUUAGUAUUUAAUAUAUAUGUGAAUGGGUAUAAUAUCAACAGCUUAUUUGUAUUAAACCUUUGAAAUAGACUCAAACAGUUAUCAAUUAAAUCAUAUAAACCAACAAUAUAUAUAUAUAUAUAAAAUCGAUUCAUUUAUCUUUAGUUUUACCAGUCAGUUGUAUACAAGUCAUUGAACAUAUUCAUUAUGGUCGUCAAAAAACGUAUGCAUAUGAUAUAUACAUACGUGAUAAAUGGUACUUGAAUGGUUUACGUUUUUCUUCUCUGUCUUCAUAUCAACCACAUUCGUUUGUGACUUCCUUAAAUUUCUCUGUAGUAUACUUCUCUCGCUCAUUCUGAUUUGUCAGCUUUCGUAGAGUUGUAUCUGUCAUCAAUUCAUAUGUCUUCUUCCUGUUUAUCUUGGUAACAGUAGUAAUAUUAAUACCAAUGAUAAUUAUCGUACCAUUGACGAUCAAACUAGUGUAUUUAAAAUGGUUAUCUCCAAAGGUACACGUCUUUUUCAUUCUGUUUUGUUCCAUCAUUAUUUUCACUCGUUAAUAUGAUUAAUACUAUACAUGUUUCAUAUAUAUUAUUUACUUGCUUUUAUUCUGUUUCUUGUCUAAAUAUUUACCGUCUCACCUAUUGAUUUUUUCUUUGUAGUUUAAUGUAUUUCUAUUUGUCUUGAAGACAUUUGUGUAUGUUUUAUAAUCUUAGUUCGAUGUUCAAUUAUUUUAUUGUUUUUUUUGGUAUUAAAUGUAACAAAUGGUGUAACUCAUUCAUCUCAUAAGUUCAUUAUUGACACUUCGUUAUCAAUUUAAUUUAAUGGAUUAUUCAAUGUAGUUUAUAUGUAUCUGCAUCUAUAUUUACAAACAUCUAAGAAAGAUUAUGGAAAAAAUUAGUAUCUUCAGUACAUUCACCUUAUUUCCACGCAUACACAUUUACUCUUUCAUUCAUUUUUCACCAAUCUUUGGAAAAUACACAUCGUUGCUUUAUAUACAGGCAACAUUAGUUGAUAACGAGUCUUUGUGUCUGUAUUGAUUUCACUUACUAUUUACUUCAUCCUUUUGUAAAUUUUCAUAAUUGUUUCUUAUAAAAUAAAAAUUAUUCGCGGAAUGAUUUUCUUAGCAUUCCCCUCCU